Messenger RNA from Oreochromis niloticus (Nile tilapia), 1734 nucleotides. RefSeq lists its product as uncharacterized. The transcript has 6 exons. NCBI's taxonomy places the organism in Eukaryota, Metazoa, Chordata, Actinopteri, Cichliformes, Cichlidae. The record is from RefSeq and is a predicted model, not a curated record. Bases 308 to 1711 code for a protein of 467 amino acids. Gene Ontology annotation, molecular function: protein binding.
GAUGCGUCUAAAAGCUGCAGGACAGUAGCUCUCGGGGAAUCUAGUUGGACACCCCCGCUCUAGCUGCUACAAAUGGAUUUGGAAGAAAUUCAUCAUCUAAAGAUUAGAUCAGUUCUCACUUUAAUUGGACUGUUUUUGCUGGAAGAGCUUCUCCAUCUGCUUCUUACUGGAUUUGAACUUUUCAGAAACUCCUGCAAGGUGCUCCUGCCGUUCAGCGAAUCAGUGUGAUUACUCAGGGGCAAAGGACUAUUAAUUGUAGGUCUGCAGCUUCUGCAUUGGUUGAAUUUGUGUAAGGAAUUGAGGUGCAAUGGCUCAAACAGUCAACAUGAAGGUCCAGGAGCUACCAUAUCUGCCACCUGAAGUUUGGGUUUUGGUGUUCGGCUACUUGAACACUGAGGAAAAGCACACAGCCCGCCUCUGCUGCAGACACUUCAGAGAUCUCAUCGACCACCCGUCCCUGUGGAAGGAUUAUACAGCAGGACUCUCCAACUUUCCCCGCUACACGUCUGGAUUCUGGGACACCGUGCAGUGCCGUGGGGUCAGCCGUGCCACAGUGCAACAUUUACGACCCAAAGAUUGGAAAAUCCUCAGCAAGUCCCUCCCAUCGCUCAACACCAUUGUCUGUGUGAGGGAACGGCGAUAUUACAAGAUGAAAUACUUAGACAACCUGUGUGAAUUCCCCAACCUGACGAGUCUUGGGGUACGAAACGCCACCUGGGUUGGGCCGUUACUGUUGCAGUGUCAGAGUCCGCAAUUAGCAGAGCGGCUGACUCACCUGAACGUGUGCAACAUUCAGAUGUCCUGCGAAGACACUGUGGAGUUCAUCAACAGCGUGUCACGCUUGGUCAACCUGGAGUACUUGCUGUUCCACCAGCAGGAAAGUGAAGGGCUUGAGAGGAUGAGGCCAGUGCCCUCUUACGUCUUCCACAACCUGCUGCUAAGCCUGAAGAAACUCAAACACUUAUCCUGGGGAAUGAAAGGGGAGCCACCAGUGCCACUGCCCGACAACUACUUCUAUCCACUGGACCCAGAAAACCCAGGAGAGUACGGCGGCCCAGAACUGAUCUCUUUGGAGUUAGUCAAUUACACAGAAAUCAUCCUGUCGGAGUACGCGCUGAGGGGUCUGACUUCACUCAAGUCGCUAGCUGUCCACUACAGGUACCCCUGGGAUGGUAUCCAGUGCAAUCUCUAUUCCUGGCUCAAUCAUCUGCAACAGCUGGAAUCACUCUCAAUCAUUGGAGGGAAUUUUCUUGCCUCUUAUACGGAAGCCCUUCCACCCCAGGUGACCAAUCUGACACUGCGAACAUCCAUAUGCGCGUGCCAGAUGAACUCCAUUGCAUCUCAACUCAAGCGAGUUGAGCAUCUCGACAUAGAUCAGAACCGCUUUGCCGAUAAUCUCUGCAAACAGCUUCCUACACUGUUUCCUCAACUCAAGACUCUCAGGAUACGAUUCCACCGUGAGGAACCAAAAAGAGACCUGCUGUUCCUCAACAAGCUGCAACACCUGGAGCGACUGGAGCUGAUCACGAGACAGACAUACAUUCUUAUAAGUGACAAAAACAAAACUUGGCCGAGUCCAUCUUUGGAGGGACUGAUCAAGGAGCUGCGGGAGCUCUCCAGGAACAGGUUCAGCAUCAUGACCACGAUGCCCAAAAGGGACGUUUUUCGAGAAUGCGACUGCAUUUGGGAACGAGAGGAAACACGAUUCUAAUCCUGAGCAGUGCAAAGUGAACA